This is a messenger RNA of Cavia porcellus (domestic guinea pig), 4126 nucleotides long. It is a transcript of the gene Ffar1, whose product is annotated as free fatty acid receptor 1. Gene Ontology annotation, biological process: positive regulation of insulin secretion; G protein-coupled receptor signaling pathway; positive regulation of cytosolic calcium ion concentration. Bases 3190 to 4092 code for a protein of 300 amino acids. Gene Ontology annotation, molecular function: bioactive lipid receptor activity. Gene Ontology annotation, cellular component: plasma membrane. Lineage: Eukaryota; Metazoa; Chordata; Mammalia; Rodentia; Caviidae. The record is from RefSeq and is a predicted model, not a curated record. The transcript has 2 exons.
UCUUCAGCUGUGGGAUCCUUUCAGAUUUUGCUGACAUGCCAGAGCCUUAGUUUCUGCCUCUAUAAAGUGGAGAUGCCAUGACAAUUUCUUUUUAAUUGUUAGGCUAAUGGGGAUUGAACCCAGGUCCUUCAAACAGAGCUAAAACCCCAGCUUGUUUUUAAUUUUGAGACAGUAUAGGAAUUUUGGUCUGAUCUUCUACAUGUUAAAGUCACAGUUCACAAGUUCAAGUACAGAAACCUGAAGUCCCUAAAAAAUAAAAUUCCCAUGUUUUGCUUAUAUUUCUUGAAGCAUAUAAAAAAAAAAAACGAAGUUAGUAUUCAUACUUAUUCUCAAAAGGGGAUCUACCAAGUUCUUUCACAUUCACAGCUGCAAAAUAUUCAAAGGCCACGGGCCCAGAGGUACCUCACAGUUGACCUGUCUUUCACCCUCACUCUCUUCCCAGGUCUCUGUUGGUUUCACUGGCUCAGAAGUUCCAGGCAGGUGUUCUAGUCCCCUCCCCUGCUCAGGUUAAACUCACUCCAUCCAUUCUUUCACCUGCCCAGCCAAAGGGCCACGGCCCCUUUUCCUCAGAGGCAGAGAUGUAUGCUUUACGAAGCAUCAAGGUGAUGAAUGGACGGUACGUGCACCACAUAUAAGUUCCCCCAAAGUGUCACUUUCCUUUCCUGUUCUCCCUUCCCAUCUCUGCUCAAUCCUAGAAUGGCAGUUCUUAGAAUCAUGGCAGAAGGAUCCACUGUUUGUACCAUCAAUCCACUUUGUUUCUAGUUUGAGUUCCUGUGAGCCAUUAGGAUCACUGAAGGAAGGUGGGACUUUGAAAAGUGUUUGAAUGAGAGAAGGAAGUUUUGGGUUUCUGGACCUAAAGAUGAAGCCCUGUGCUAUUCAGUGAUCCAUUCAUUUUGUAAGGACAGACAUUUACUGAACACUAAUUAAUCCAGUUCAGAGUCUAUCGUUAAGGGACAAAAGGGCUAGGACCCAGUGCCAUUCUUGGAGGUGUCUAGUGUAGUCCAAAGGUUUGUAGGACAGGAGGCCCUGGAAGGAGGUGAAGGAAGCCCUGAUCUUGAUAAGCCCUGGCUCGUGCUCCUGGCAACCAUCGGGUGCCUUGCCAUCCUGUUCCUGAGUCCAGCGGCUGACAUAAACUGACUUUAUGAGCCAUUGACCAUGAGAUGUGGCUGUCAACAGACACUGCUGAGGCGUGGAGAGCAGGUGGCCAGGAAGCUGGGAGGCCCGGGACUGCAGAACACAGCAGCCUCCACCCAGCCCCUCAGCCCUGGAGGUCUCACAAUCCUCCAGGUCCCACAGCAUCUACUGUGCACCAUGAGUGGGCAAAUCAGACCAAAAUCUUCACUAAACACAAGGAUGAAUAGAGGGCAGGCAGGCGAGAGAUUAGCUAGAGGAACCAUGAAACCCUUGUGAGCUGGUGACACUUGAAAGGGACUGAACAGCUGGCUGAGUGGAGCCAAAGCAGAGACCUGGAAGACCCAUUGCUUCCCAAGAGCUCUGCCCUUUUUCCAGCACUUGUCAUGGGAGGUGACAUGGUACUCUGAUGUUUUUCUCCGUUCUGUUAGUUUUUCAGUGUUCCCAAACACAAAAUACUCAGCAGGUAUUAAGCCGUUCUAUGUUCAGGGUGAGGUGUCUACCAUGGAGUUGGAACUACCUCCCCCUGAAAAAAAUUCCCAAACAAAUAAACAAACACCAAUCUGGACUCCAUCAUCAGAGGAGGAAGUUGGAUACUGUCUUUGGAGGGAGAUGUUGAUAUAGGAGAACCACAGCCCGCAGCCUGGUGAGAGCAGCUGAUUACACUGCCUUGAAAUCUGGAAGAGGCAGAGCACUCUGGAGACCAACACAAGCCCCUAAGAAUUCUAAAAGCAAAGAACUAUGAAGUCACUUUGGGGGGCAAAGAGAUACACAGAGACACAUGGGCACAGUCGGAGACAGACUCAGAGAGCUUUCAUGUACAUCUGAGAGAAGGGAGGAAGAUGGAGAGAGGUAGGGGGCGGGAGUUCAGGACCAUUUUAAAUUUUGCUUAGGAAGUUUUCCUAGAAAGACAAAAGGACCCCCCCACCAUCACACACACCAAGGAGGGCUGAGUGCCCAGCUGGAUUCCCAGCACUGAGAGGAACAAAGCAACCUACCAGAGACCCCCUCCCUCCCGUCUCCACGGAGCCCAUCCCAGUGUCCUCACCCCAUACCCAGGGAGCAGUUAGCUCAGACAGUGCUGCCCCUCAGAGAGACCACAGCAGAGACCACAGACUGGCUGCUCCAGAGCCAACCACAAGGAUCUGACUGGUUCCUUCCCCUGUCUUCGGCCAACACUGCACAGGUCAUAAAACACUGUCACAGAACCAGCAGGGUAAGGAAACGGGGACGAGAAGAGCCCUGUCUCGGUGAAAGCGUGCCUGCAGCCUGUGCAAGCUGUCCAUGGGCACGAUUCCAUCACUCACUCACUUUUGCAUUACUCCAUGAUGAUGGAUGGGAGGGCUGGAGUCACGAGAGAAGGUUGUCACUCAGGGUGCGAAAAAGGACUGGGGUCUGCCUGUGCCUUCAUCCAGCAGCAGGGAAGACUUGGUCCCUGGGGCAGGACUGAGCAGGCAGUGGGUAAGUGGGUAGGGCACAGGGCUGAGGUCUGACUGUGCCUCAUAAACCCUGACCUUCAAGGCACUGACUAAAUAGACCUCAUCUGACCUGACAGAACCCCGUUCCUACGCACACCCCCUUCUGUGUCCCAGCAUCUUCUUGGAAGUCCCACAUCCUGCAGCUCAGCCUCAGUCCUAGCCUGGGAUGCCCCAUUAGCUGCUCACACAAGCUGCUAGUGCCUCAGCUAAUGGCCCUGCCACCCCGCCCUUCACUCCCUUCCAGCUCACUGCCCAUUCUGGGCAUCCUCUGGGGAGCCUGGAGAGGGGAAUCUGGAGCCUCAGAAACAUCUGGCAGCAUCAAGAGGGUCUCAGGAAUCCAGGGGCGGGCCCUCUCCUGGGACAGCACACCUGCACUCUUUCCUCAUGAGAGGUCCCAUGGUGUACAGGCAGUGUGGACCAAAGGCUUGACACCCUCAUUUCUGAUCCAGCACCUACCCUGGACUCUGCUUCUCCAGGCUGUGGUGAAGCCAGAGUGGGAAUUCCAGGAGCUCCUCCUGCCCUGGCUGGCGAUCUGAGGACAGGGAGCACAGCAGCACUGAUAGCCCCUGUCUCCAGCCCUAUGGAUUUGCCCCCGCAGCUCUUCUUCGCCUUCUAUGUGGCCGCCUUUGCGCUGGGCUUCCCGCUCAAUGUGCUGGUCCUCCGAGGUGUGGUGGCGCAAGCCCGACUCCGCCUCACCCCCAAUUUGGUCUACACCCUCCACUUGGGCUGCUCUGACCUCCUGCUGGCCAUCUCACUGCCCCUGAAGGCAGUGGAGGCCCUGGCCUGGGGGGUCUGGCCCUUCCCAGCUGCACUCUGCCCAAUCUUUGCCCUGGCCCACUUCACCCCGAUAUAUGCGGGCGGUGUCUUCCUGGCUGCCUUGAGCGCUGGGCGCUACAUGGGGGCUGCCUUUCCCCUGGGCUAUCAAGCCCUCCGGAGGCUGCGCUAUUCCUGGGGGGUGUGUGUGGCCAUCUGGGUCCUGGUGCUCUGUCACCUGGGGUUGGUUCUCAUAUUAGAGGCUCCAGGAGGUUGGCUGCACAAUAGCACCACUUCCCUGGGCAUCAACCAAGCUGUUAAUGGCUCCCCUGUGUGCCUGGAGGCCUGGGAUCCUGGUUCUGCUGGCCCCGCCCGCCUCAGCUUCUCUCUGCUGCUAUUCUUUGUGCCCUUGAUCAUCACGGCCUUCUGCUACGUGGGCUGCCUCCGGGCACUGGUCCACUCAGGCCUGAGCCACAGGCGGAAGGUACGGGCAGCCUGGGUAGCUGGUGGGGCCCUGCUUACGCUGCUUUUGUGCCUGGGCCCCUACAGUGCCUCCAAUGUGGCUGGCUUCCUGCACCCCAACAUGGGAGGUCCCUGGCGCAAGUUGGGGCUCAUCACAGGGGCCUGGAGUGUAGUAUUCAAUCCACUGGUGACAGGCUACUUAGGGAGAGGUCCUAGCCGGGGGAUGACAUGUGCUGCACGAAAGCCAGGAGGACCAUCCCAGAAGUAGCAGCCCCUGCGGGGUGAAAGGGACACGGAGCAGA